ACUACGAGGCCACAUCUCACGCAGCAACUGCGUAACGCACUCGAUAUAUAGCGAAAUUCUGUUUUGUGAUUACGUCCAUAAUUUUGUAUUUUUGCACGCUUGUUCGGUCGUUCGCUUGGCUGGUGCGCCCGGUCGAGCUCUGUACCCGAGGCUUGGACUCACUCAGCUGUCUCUUUCGUUAUACACUUCACUGGCCUCGCUUUAUCGACGUGUUGGUGCCGCUCUUCGGUGACGACGCCACACAUCUAUUAUGUGCUACGAGUUUCGCGUUGUGGAGCUUGUUCGGUCUGUUUUCUGGUGUAUGACACUCAGUCGCUCGUCGGGUUCCCUGUAAAUUUCACGUGUUUGGUCUGGUUUUGCAACAGUUUGCCGGUUUUUUGCUUUUAGCUUGUGUUGUUAUUGUUGUGUGUUUACCGAAUACUUGCUUUGCAUUUAUAUUUUUUAUUAUCGCGCGUGUUUGUGACUUUGCAUUUGCUUUUGCGCUCGCCAGACGAGACAGUAAGCACACAUAUGCACAUAUGUAUGUGCAUAUGCUUGUGUACUCGCAAUAAAUUGCCACUUUGAAAAGUUGUGGAGACAGACGAGCUCUAGCCAGAGUGUUGGAGUUUGGAAGAAGUACAGUUGCGGACCUGCCCUUCUGAGUUUGGGUUCACAUUUUUGGAAGGAGUUAUGAAAAAUGUAAAUGGAAGAAUCAUCAGCUGUAAGAACAUAUUUUCUAAAGGAAAGACAAAAUAAAAGUUAUAAUGUUGACAAAUUAAUUGAGGAACAAAUGCCUGUCAGAAAGUUAAUGAAGAAAUCGGUGCCCUCUAAGCAAACAAAACCGGUCUUCCAUAAUCAAUACACUCCCACACGCUAUGAACGCGAACGCGCCACAAUGAAGAACAAGCCGCGCAAGGUGCUCAAUCUGGAAGAGCGCGUGCUGGCCAUACGCCUGUACCAAGAGAAGCCGGUCUACCAGCGUGUGGCGUCCGUCUUCAAGUGCAGUUGGGAGCAAGUACGCAAUGUAAUCGCCAAUCGCGACGACAUACUGCGCUAUUAUGGCGAAUGUCAGACUGUGACGCACAAGGACACGCCACAAUAUGCGCGCAACAAGAAAAUCAACUUUCUCGGCAAUGUCACAUACGAGUUUGUGCGACGCGCCCACUACCACCGCAGCGCGACGCUCAACGAUGAGACAUUGCGACAGCGUGCGCUCAAACUACGCGACAUCCUGCAGAUCGAACAGUUUCAUCCGAAUAAGGCAUGGUUGGCCGAUUUCAAGAAGGUCUACAAUGUGGAGUGGCAAAAUUUGGACGCGCUGAUUAUAUGCGGUGUACCGCCGCGUUCGCUAGACAACAAGGAUUUGAUCGAAUACUGUACGCGCAUGGUGUCGAAAGCACAGUCGCUAAUAGGUAAAAUGCCCAAACCGCUGUCAAAGAAGGAGAGUUCGCAACUCUACCAUACGGAUGAUGCGGAGUAUGAGUCGGCCAGUAGUGGUGGCGACAUUGAUGUUGGUGUUGGUAUUGAGGGUAGUUUCGAUGACAACGCAUCCGAUUCGAUGUACGCUGAGCAAUACGAUGAUGUGCCUGUGGUGAAUGAAAUUGACGAUUUUUCCGGCACUUAUUUAGACACACCCGACAACGAUGAUGAGGGCUUUAAUGGUUUUGAGUCAGAGCCAGCAGGCACCAACAACCAUUACGCUAACACUGUGGAAACAGCAACAUACGAUUUACCACGUACCAGCGUAAGUCACGAGGCUGCGGCGCCCACAGAAAUAACAGCGGAACCCGCUUUGCUAGCCGAAGUGCAGAUUAAGCAGGAGCGACGCAGUCGCAGUCGUAGCCGCAGUCCACCAUUGCUAUCGCCAUUGACCGUGACAAGUGGCACGAGCACGAGCGCCACGACAGCGGGUGGUGCUGGCGUCAAACGCAAGCACUCACCUACAACAACACCAAACACAACAACAAAUAGUGCCGAGUCAAAUAGCAAGCGUUUGAAAACAGACGCGGUGACCACUUAUGCGGAGGCAUUGCGCAAUAUGUGCCCUUUAGAGGACUUCGCGACGCAGCAAGAGGAUUUUCAGGCAAUAAACUUGCUUAUGCAAUUGGCGCGCGUCUUCGAGAAGGGCGCCAAACGCAGCACAGCACAAAGACGAAUUCAUAAUUCGUAAUUAAGACAUUUGAAAUGAUAAAGAAGUUAUAAUAAAUAUGUAUGUUAGCACAUUUAAGCGUACAAGCGUAUGUAAAUAUGUUAGUUUGAGACUCUCUCUGUAGUUAUAGCGUGGAUUAAGUGAUGCAUAAUAACUUAAUGUACAAUAAAAAUACAAAUUAAUUAGCCCACAAUUAAUCGAAAUAUUAUAUAAUUUGUGUAAGGUUAAGCGCAGCUGAAUAAAUUUAAAGUUUUCUAUAUGUACCAAAA
Molecule: messenger RNA, 2397 nt
Organism: Bactrocera neohumeralis
Lineage: Eukaryota; Metazoa; Arthropoda; Insecta; Diptera; Tephritidae
Exons: 4
Coding region: 683-2149 (488 amino acids)
Source: RefSeq, a predicted model, not a curated record